Olea europaea var. sylvestris is the source of this 1306-nucleotide messenger RNA. Its product is annotated as manganese-dependent ADP-ribose/CDP-alcohol diphosphatase-like. NCBI's taxonomy places the organism in Eukaryota, Viridiplantae, Streptophyta, Magnoliopsida, Lamiales, Oleaceae. Gene Ontology annotation, molecular function: manganese ion binding; CDP-glycerol diphosphatase activity; ADP-ribose diphosphatase activity. The record is from RefSeq and is a predicted model, not a curated record. The transcript has 2 exons. Bases 210 to 1169 code for a protein of 319 amino acids.
UAUAUAUAUAUGCAUAUAGAUUUUUUCGUAUACACACGUUCUCAGGAGCAGAAAAUUAGAGCAUUCAAUCUGUUUAGAAGGCGGUGUUUCUAUGAUUGUAACGGUGGAUUCAAACUAGUUUAUCGAUAAGUGGCAGCGGUCAGAUCAGCUUUUGAUUCUUUUGGUUCAGCAUUUGUUAUCGUUCGACCUAAAAGACUUCUUUUUUUUUCAUGGGUUGCACAAAUGGGCUUGUGAGUGCAAAAGAAAAGAAGCCUCUUGUUUCCUUUGGGGUGAUCUCUGAUGUCCAGUAUGCUGAUAUUCCCGAUGGCCACUCGUACCUUGGUGUUCCUCGCUAUUAUCGGCACAGCCAGCUUGUACUGCAAAGGGCGGUCCAGAAAUGGAAUGAGCAGAAGCUGAAAUUUGUGAUUAAUUUGGGAGACAUUGUUGAUGGUUUCUGCCCUAAAGACCAAUCUCUUACUGCUAUUGAGAAAAUUGUCAACGAAUUUAAUAUUUUUAACGGUCCUGUAUAUCACACGAUUGGGAAUCACUGCCUCUAUAAUCUCCCUCGUGAGAAGUUGCUUCCGGUGCUGAACAUUCUCAGUCGCAAGGGUCUUGCAUACUAUGAUUUUUCUCCUGUCCCAGAAUAUCGGCUCGUUGUCCUUGAUGGCUAUGAUAUCAGUGCUAUUGGUUGGCCCAAGGAUCAUCCGAACACAUUGAAAGCUUUGAACAUUCUCGAGGAAAGGAAUCCAAAUACAGACAAGAAUAAUCCAAAUGGACUUGUGGGGCUCGAGAGACGGUUUGUUAUGUUCAAUGGAGCAGUAGGAAAAGAACAGAUGGAAUGGUUAGAUUGCGUACUUCAGAAUGCAACAAAGUUGAACCAGAAAGUGGUGAUAUGCUGCCAUAUGCCAUUAGAUCUUAGUGCAUCAUGCGACGAAGCACUAUUGUGGAAUUACGAUGAAGUGAUAGACGUGAUACACAGAUACAAAUGCGUUAAGGUCUGUCUAGCCGGACACGCUCAUAAAGGUGGACAUUCAGUUGACUCCCACGGUGUACACCAUUGGGUUCUUGAAGCAGCAUUGGAAUGCCCUUCUGGCAGUAAUUCUUUUGGACGCUUAGAUCUUUUCGAUGAUAGGCUGUUACUCACUGGUUUCGAUAGAAUGAAGAGCCGGGAAAUGGUUUUCACUAGUUAGAUGUACCAAAAAGAUCAGCUUGUAAAAAAUCCACUCACUUUAUAGGUGUGUAAUUUUGUACUUAGGAAGAUGCUCAAAGGAUGAGAUACAGAUCAAUUACAAAACCAUAUAAAAUGCCGUUGAAAUAAUUCUAUUAA